Molecule: messenger RNA, 2438 nt
Organism: Electrophorus electricus (electric eel)
Lineage: Eukaryota; Metazoa; Chordata; Actinopteri; Gymnotiformes; Gymnotidae
Gene: aifm1
Product: apoptosis inducing factor mitochondrion associated 1
Biological process (GO): mitochondrial respiratory chain complex assembly; apoptotic process
Cellular component (GO): mitochondrion; cytoplasm
Molecular function (GO): FAD binding; NAD(P)H oxidase H2O2-forming activity; protein dimerization activity
Source: RefSeq, a predicted model, not a curated record
CGGAAACUCGUAAAGAAAACUGACUGAACCAACGGUUCGGGCCUCCCGUAAAUCAAAUAGAGCUGCACGGUGCGCUUGGACCCUGUAGCGGAGACGAGUGUGUAAGCUGAGUUAGUCCUCUAUGGUAAACGGGCAAACGGGCAAAGCGAGCAUAGUGGGACGAUGUUUCAAUGCAAAACAGUGUGGAAUAAGAUGGCUCCGUUGGCUCGAGCCUCUUCAACUCUGUGUCGGCAAAGCGGGAAGAGAGAAGUGCUGAGGCAUGUCAGGAGGCCAGUGCUUGCUCACCAAGCCCUCAUGUCGUCGGGGGCAACAGGAGGAGGCAUGGAGAACACUUUAUAUGUUUUGCUGGUUGGAGCUACAUGUCUAGGAGGCGGAGUCUUUGUGUACCGCACCCUGUCAAGAGACAAAGCGAGGUAUGAUGACCGGCUCUCGGACAUCUCCAGCAGAUGGAGCGAACAGAGGGAGCAGGGACCUGCACAAGCAGAACCCCAGCAGGGGGCAGCAGAUCCAUCCAUAACGGAGUCUGUGGUGAAAGAAGUCAGUCCGGAAGCAUCAGAAACUGCUUUCAAGGUGCCCACGCUUGAAGUGGCUACAGAAGCUCCUGCUGUAGAAGCACCAGUAACUGGAGCACGUAUAACUGGAACAUGUUUAACUGACGCAGAGUCUGCAGACCCUUCGUCUCUGGGGGAGAGCGCAGAGCCUGGACUGGCAGCAUGGCAGAAUGUAACUGAAAGCGCCUCUGAUCCUCCACCUGCUUCAGCUAUGAGCCCUGUGGAACCUGCUCUCCCUGAAGUCCCUGAACACGCCCCCUACCUCCUGAUAGGUGGAGGCACUGCCUCAUUUGCAGCAGCUAGGUCCAUUCGCGCCCGUGAUCCUGGUGCCAGGGUGCUGAUAGUGACAGACGAAGCAGACCUGCCGUACAUGAGACCUCCCCUCUCUAAGGAGCUCUGGUUCUCUGAUGAUCCCAGUGUGACAGAAACACUGCGCUUCAAACAGUGGAAUGGCAAGGAGAGGAGUAUCUAUUUCCAGCCUCCAUCCUUCUACGUGAGCCCCAGGGAGCUGCAGACAGUGGAGAACGGAGGCGUGGCUGUGCUGAUGGACAGGAAGGUUACGCAUAUGGAUGUCAGGGGAAGUAAAGUGAAACUGAGUGAUGGUACAGAGAUUUCUUAUGACAAGUGCCUCAUUGCAACAGGUGGAGUUCCCAGGAAUCUGCAAGUAAUUGAGAGAGCAGGUGAGGAGGUUAAGAAGAGGACAACACUCUUUAGGAAGAUUGAGGAUUUCCGAGCCCUGGAGAAAGUGUCCCGUGAGCUGAAGUCCAUCACCAUCAUCGGGGGAGGAUUUCUGGGCAGUGAACUGGCCUGCGCACUGGGCAGGAGAUCUGCUGAUCUCGGCCUGGAGGUUGUCCAGAUGUUUCCGGAGAAAGGCAACAUGGGUAAAGUUCUACCAGAAUACCUGAGCAACUGGACCACAGAGAAAGUUAAAAAAGAGGGUGUGACUGUGCUCACGGACGCCGUGGUGAAGAAUGUGAGCUACAAGGAUGGAAAAGUGCAGAUCAGGAUGAAGGACGGGCGCGUGGUGAAGACAGACCACGUCGUGGCAGCGGUGGGUUUGGAGCCCAACGUUGAGCUGGCGCGGUCCGCCGGCCUGGAGGUCGACUCAGACUUUGGGGGCUAUCGGGUCAACGCUGAGCUGCAAGCACGCGCCAAUAUCUGGGUGGCAGGUGAUGCUGCGUGUUUCUAUGACAUUAAGCUGGGGAGAAGGCGUGUGGAGCACCAUGACCACGCCGUAGUGAGUGGCAGGCUGGCCGGAGAGAACAUGACCGGAGCUGACAAACCCUACUGGCACCAGUCUAUGUUCUGGAGUGACCUGGGCCCUGAUGUGGGCUAUGAGGCCAUUGGUAUAGUGGACAGCAACCUGCCCACUGUAGGAGUGUUUACUAAAGCCACAGCAAAGGACACUCCCAGAGCAGUGACUGAACUAUCAGGUACGGGUAUCCGCUCAGAAAGUGAGACUGAGGCAGUUGCCGGGGCAGUUGCCGGGGCAGUUGCUGGGGCAGCAGGCGCUCCUGCCCCUCCCCCACAGCAGAAGGAGGAUUAUGGGAAGGGUGUGAUCUUCUACCUGAGGGACAAGGUGGUGGUGGGAAUUGUGCUGUGGAACGUCUUCAACAGAAUGCCCAUCGCCAGGAAAAUCAUCAAAGAUGGAGAAGAGCAUGCUGAUCUGAAUGAGGUGGCGAAGCUGUUCAAUAUUCAUGAUGACUAAUCAGUAUUCACAAUGACUUAUCAAUAUUCAUGAAGAUUAAGCAACAUCAACACUCUGCCAGAGGAGCCUGGGAAAAUCUUUCUGCACGCAUUUACUGUUAUACUCUCUUUCACACUCUCUCUUUCUCACUCACACACUCAAACUCUCUCUCACACACUCACAAACUCUCUCUCCCUCCA